CUCAACGAGCAUGGAGUCUACACCACUAGUAGCAGACAACAAUCAAGAAGGCAAGUCUAAACUCGGAAACCUCCUCAAAGCUAACGUUGUGUUUCUGGUUUACCAUUUAGCUGUCAAUAUCCACGAGCCAUUGUUAACGCAAUAUCUUUACAAGAGGUACUCCGAUGAGUUGUUCCAUAACAGCACUGCACACACUUCAAACCAAACAUCCACGUGUUACCUCAAUGAGUCGGAUCCAGGGUAUAUAUUACGGGAAAAGGUUCAAGACAGGACAUCAAACAUUCAGAUUGUACUAACAGCUAUAUCAAGCCCGAUUCAACUCAUAAGUUGUAUGUUCCUUGGGGCAUAUUCUGAUUUUCUUGGUCGAAGAUUUCUUUUCAUUGUGCCUUUAAUUGGAGAGCUUGUGAGGUAUAUGACGUUGACCAUUGUUAUUUACUGGAAUCUAGAUCUUAGAUACCUGUACAUUGGCGAGGUCUUAGAUGGGAUUUCAGGGGGAUACAAUGGUGUCAUUCUAGCUAGUUAUGCCUACACGGCUGACAACACGCCACCUAUGAACUCCCGAACAGUAGGUAUCGCUGUGAUAGAUUUCACCACCUCCUUAUCUUCUGCAGUUUCCCAGAUCAUGACUGGAUACUUCAUCAAAGACCUUGGGUAUUUCUACCCCUCUGUGACUACUUCAUCACUUAUGCUUCUCCCUCUACUCGUUGUCGUUAUUCUGCUCCCAGAAACGAUCAACACAGAUAGAAGAUCUCAGUACCCAACGCCGGUAAAAGCGGUGAAAAAUGUCUUUGGAUUCUACUUUUCGAAAGAUUUUGGCCCAAAGAGAAGUCUAUUCUGGCUCUCAAUUGCAGCAUAUUUUCUGAUAUACUUUAACACCGGUGGUGUGUACAUUGUAGAAUAUCUUUACCAACUGAACCAGCCAUUCUGUUGGGGACCAGAGCUCAUCGGCUACUACAAUAUGGCGGUGUCCCUUUCCAGACAACUACUGGGGAUUCCAGUCAUCAAACUCCUCCACCUGUGCACCUCAGACCCAGGAAUAUGUAUCAUAACAUCUGUUAUGCAGGCUGGAGCCUAUGUCCUAGAGGGCCUGGCUGAUACCAACGUCAUGCUUUUCGCAGUUAUUUUGCCAUGUGGCAUUGCUUCCCCUCUCCUCCCGGCAGUGCGAGCUAUCAUGUCAAGGAUGGCGCCUGCGGAAAUGCAGGGAUCACUGUUUGCCGGGGUUGGGCUAAUUAACAUCAUCUCAGCAGGAAUGGGGGUAACAGUGUACAACGAGAUAUAUGAUGCCACUGUGAAGAUAUUCCGUGGAUUUGCCUUCUUCGUCUGUGCAGCUUGUCACGUGUUGGCUGUGGUCAUUAUAGUAUUGUUUCUGUGUAUAUCACACCGUAUCAUCGACACUGAUACCUCACCUGUUGUUGUGAUCAAUGACCCCGAUCAGUAGCCUGGCCUGGCCUGGUCUGUCAUCCCCAGGACAAGGCUAUCAUGACAUGACGAUGUAGUGGCACUGGAUGAUGCCUGUGACUGGAGAAGCCUUUAUACCUGAAGCAUAGAUAUUGACAUAAAGCCCAACUCUUAAUACGGUGAAUCGUUGUUAGUCCAGACACUUCCGGGAAGAUUACUGUCGCGAACGACCAUAUAUGGUUUAAGCAGUAAGUGAUAUUCAAGUAUGACUUUACAUUUAUGUCUGUGCAUAUUACUUGAAGCCUAAAACUGAUAAUAGACACUCAAGUGACUGCCAUAAUUGUCAUGUCAAAAGUGUGAUAGAAGACACAUACCACGUAGUGCUCGGGUUAGUCUACAGGCAUAAUGUCAAAAUCAUGACAGUAGGGAGAAUCAUUGCAAAACGUUCUUCUCGCCGUGACUUCCUGUAAAUGUGCUAAACUCAUUCAUAUUUCAUAUUUAAAAGCCACCUAAUUAGAUGGUUCAGUUUGUGAACGUUACAUGACUAGCAAUUUAUGAUAUCCAACAACACUGAGGUAUAUUUUUACUGCACUGACCUAUUAUAGAACAUAUGUUUCUUUUAUUGCACACUUGACACUAGGUUACCUGUACGAAUUACAUUCCCAAUAAAGACUCGAUGAUUGUGAUAAAAAAAUUGGGUUCAUCCUCAUGAUUCAACAUGGUUCCACUGUUGAACGUAAAUUCUUGCCAUAAUGCUUCCCUCGAGGGACGUUGAAAUGAGUUAACACAAAGAUGUUCAUUCAUUAAAGCGUUGAUAAAUGUAAUGCAAACGUAUGCAUGCGGUAAAUAUACUGGAUUGAAACAUGAAA
Molecule: messenger RNA, 2267 nt
Organism: Haliotis rufescens (red abalone)
Lineage: Eukaryota; Metazoa; Mollusca; Gastropoda; Lepetellida; Haliotidae
Product: solute carrier family 46 member 3-like
Exons: 4
Coding region: 11-1438 (475 amino acids)
Biological process (GO): transmembrane transport
Cellular component (GO): membrane
Molecular function (GO): transmembrane transporter activity
Source: RefSeq, a predicted model, not a curated record